UCCAGAGCAAGAUGUAGCUGUGCAGUCUGCUUGUCCCUUAGCUACUUCAGAGGAGCUGGCAAAGUGGCCACCAGACCUGCCCGGGAGCCAUGGCAAAGAGUGGACUUGUGAUUUAUGUCCUGGUUAUCACCUUGCUCCUGGACCAGACCACCAGCCACCCAUCCAAAUUCAAAGCCAGGAAGCACAGCAAACGCCGCGUGAAAGAAAAGGAUGGAGACCUAAAGACUCAAGUUGAAAAGCUCUGGAGAGAAGUCAAUGCCCUGAAGGAAAUACAGGCUCUGCAGACAGUCUGUCUCCGAGGCACAAAAUUUCACAAGAAAUGCUACCUUGCUUCGGAAGGCUCGAAGCACUUCCAUGAAGCCAAUGAAGACUGUAUUUCCAAGGGAGGGACCCUGGUAAUCCCCAGAAACUCAGACGAAAUCAAUGCCCUUCGAGACUAUGGUAAAAGGAGCCUGCCGGGUGUCAAUGACUUUUGGCUAGGCAUCAAUGACCUGGUCACAGAAGGCAAGUUUGUCGAUGUCAAUGGAAUUGCCAUCUCCUUCCUCAACUGGGACCGAGCACAACCUAAUGGUGGCAAGCGGGAAAACUGUGCCCUGUUCUCCCAGUCAGCUCAGGGCAAAUGGAGUGAUGAGGUCUGUCGGAGCAGCAAGAGGUACAUAUGCGAGUUUAUCAUCCCUUAAUAGAUCCUUCUCAACUGUAUCUUCCAAGCAUGAUUUAUAGGCUAAUGGUUCUCAAGAAUAAGUUAAAUUGUCCAUAGGAAUACAAGAAUCAGCCAAUUUUGCUACCAUGUUUCAUUGUGAUUUUUCCCUUCAUGGGGCAUGAGGGAUCAGAAAAUAAUGAUCCAGCUAUGUUCACACUGUUAACGUGGCUUCUGCAAAAUGGGCUUCAAAUCCUCUUUUUCCUAGUCCCUCUCACUUGUAUAGACGAGGUCUGUAUUAAAAAUACAAUAGCCAGAAAAGCAAGCUUCUCUUGAAAGUUUAAUAUAUAUUUUGUUCAUGAGAAUUCUCUAAAUCAGAGAUUCUAGGUGCUAUAUAAUCCAAAACCUUUUUAGUCUGAUGCUCAAUGUGUUCCAUUCUAGCCUUAGUGCCUUGUUAGCCCAUUCCCUUUUCUUGGAGUUGCUACAUCGCCUGGUAGAACUUGUAUCUUGUCUACCAAGUCAGAACAUGAAUGCCUCAGAUUCUCUUUAAUUUUUUUCUUCAAGACCCCUUCCCCAUAUACUUUUUCUUUUUAAUUCCCAAUCAAGAUCUGAAAGGAAAUGAUAAGGCAGCAUAUUUGGUCAUUUUCCCCUUCCAGCAUUACAUUACCACUUCCAAUUUGAAUGGCUAACCUUAGGCAGAACAAGAGCAGCAGAUUGUAUGAAAAAAUGGAAAAAGAAAAAAUGUCUGAUUUUUCAUUGCUUUAGCAUCCUACUGUCCUUUAUGAAAUUGAAGAUGUUUAAUCUAUAUCUA
Messenger RNA from Myotis lucifugus (little brown bat), 1448 nucleotides. RefSeq names its product C-type lectin domain family 3 member A (gene CLEC3A). NCBI's taxonomy places the organism in Eukaryota, Metazoa, Chordata, Mammalia, Chiroptera, Vespertilionidae. Bases 90 to 680 code for a protein of 196 amino acids. The transcript is spliced from 3 exons. The record is from RefSeq and is a predicted model, not a curated record.